Physcomitrium patens is the source of this 2450-nucleotide messenger RNA. RefSeq lists its product as uncharacterized. Gene Ontology annotation, biological process: tRNA processing. The record is from RefSeq and is a predicted model, not a curated record. NCBI's taxonomy places the organism in Eukaryota, Viridiplantae, Streptophyta, Bryopsida, Funariales, Funariaceae. Gene Ontology annotation, molecular function: sulfurtransferase activity.
GACAAAACUUGUUGUUCUCAUCCAUUCCACCGCAUUCAAACGCGGGCAAGUAAGAAUUGAGAGGCAACAAGUACAAAUGCUAGCUAACACACACCGCCUCAUGUUGUAGAGCGAAUUUUGCCUGAUUUUCGCAGUCCUACAUGUCUCAUGCAGCUGUAAACAAAUUGUUUGACAAUUUGCUGUCAGACUGAUUCUCACAAGGGGGUUUCAUGCCGUCUCUUGUAACCUAGUUGCAAUUUGAUGCAAAGAGUUUGCAUGAUCCCAUGAAGAAUUCUUCUUCACGCCGCCCGCUGAAGAGACAGAAAUUCUUUUGGUCUUGUUGGGUUUGUCAGUUUUUGAUAAUACAUUAUUAACGCCAGAUUAGUGAUAGUUAGCACUAGUGGAUGCUUAUUUUAAGUAUGUGUUUGGAAUACUAAAGGUGCCCAGAGUGUGCUGUUGAUUUUGUUGUUUGAUGCUAUGUCCUGCUGUGACUAUGGCGGCCAUGGCUGGUUCCGGCUCCGCUAUACCCAUGGCGUUUCUGCCGCGCCAGCUGAUCCCUUUCCCUGUCACUCCUUCCUCGAGGAUCAAUUUGCACAAUUCGCAUCAACUUAGGUGUUUAAAAUCUCAUGGCGAGAUUUACUUCAAUGGGUGUUGCGUCCGAGGCGAUGCUUCUCAGCGUGUUUUGCGAGCGGGAGCUUCAGUUGAAGAGGCCGAAGCCUCAGUUGCUCCUGGAGGAGAUGAGGCUGCGAGCGGCGAAUUGAGAUUUGAGCGGGCGCUCGAGGUGCUUGGCAAUAGCCGCACGCUCAACCGCCUUGAUGCACGUGACGAUGAGGCUGAUGAAAAUUUGGGUCCCUCUACUGCAGCUGAUUGGCAGAGUAAUGAAAGGGUUCUAGAGUGCUGCGAAGCUGGCAAUAAGUUGAACAUAGCAGUGCUGCUGAGCGGAGGUGUGGACAGCAGCGUAGCAUUGCGGUUGUUAUGUGCAGCUGGCCAUUCUUGUACUGCAUAUUACCUUAAAAUCUGGUUCCAGGAGGAUUUUGAGAAUUUCUGGUCAGAGUGUCCUUGGGAAGAUGAUUUGAAGAACGCCCAAGCAGUGUGUGAUGAGGUCGGAGUGGAGCUCCGGGUGGUGCAUUUCACAGAUGAGUACUGGAAUCUUGUGGUGUCUCAUAGUAUUUCUGAGAUCCAGGCAGGUCGCACACCAAACCCGGAUAUUCUGUGCAACACGUGUGUAAAAUUUGGAGCUUUUCUAGACCACAUUAAGGAUGAACAAUUUGAUAGGGUGGCUUCUGGACAUUAUGCAAGGAUCAGGAAAAUUUACAACUGUGAUACUGGAGCAGAAGAGAGGACUGAAUUGUUAUUGUGCCCAGAUGAGGUGAAAGACCAGACCUAUUUUCUAUCACAUUUGACGCAGGAACAGCUGUCACGUCUGAUCUUUCCUCUUGGUGGCUUUACCAAGGCAGAGGUGCGACAGCUGGCAGAGGUUAUGGGGCUGUACAACAAAAAUCGAAAAGACUCUCAAGGCAUUUGCUUUCUUGGCAAGGUCAAGUUCAGUGAUUUUAUUGCGAAACACCUUGGCGAGAGUGAAGGUCGUAUGUUGGAGGCUGAGACAGGGGAACUUCUUGGCCUCCACAAAGGAUUCUGGUUUUACACAAUGGGGCAGCGUAAAGGCCUUCGCUUCUCUAACGGACCCUGGUUUGUUGUUGCAAAAGACAUCGUGAACAAUGUAGUUUUCGUAUCACGGCAUUACUUUUCAGAGGAUAAACGCAGGCGAUCGUUCCGUGUGGACUCGUUCAACUGGUUUUCAGGAUUUCCCCCUGCAGACAAUUCUGGUCUACAAUGCAAGGUGCGACAUGGUCCGAGAUUUUAUACUUGUAGUCUGGACAUACAGACAGAUUCGACAGAUUCUGAAGCAGUAACCAAGGAGAGUAAAUCUCUCACUUCAGCGGUAGUGAAUCUAAAUGAAGAUGAUCAAGGAUUGGCACCUGGACAGUAUGCCGCGUUUUAUCAAAAUGGUGUUUGUUUAGGAUCUGCUGUCAUAACUGAGACGUUAGGGGGUGCUGUCAACUCGAACGUUUCUGCAAAAGCCUUGGGAAUUGCCCAACAACCUUUUGAUGUUGAGGCGUACAAAAAGUCCAGACCAAAAAUAAGUAACUCUCUUAGGGUAAGCAGCUCAAGCAAACCAAACAUCCGUACUGGUGAAUCGAACACUGAAUCGAAAAGUAGUGGUCCAUUGAUUGAAUCACACAACCAGACUUCAAAGACGCAAGUAACUACAGCAGUGGAGAACCAUGAUAACGCUCCUGCAAGUCCAGGAGUGGAUCGUAGAAAUCCAGCUGAGCCAAAUAGCCACGGUUUUCUAGAUUUUAGACGAUUUUUUGCAGACCUGUUGAAGAGGAUUCCAUAACUACAGUUCUUUUUUUUGCAAACAGCGAAAAAAAAAUCAGUAAUGAUAUCGAUUUGCUCUUAUUCUUUCA